AUGAUAGGCGCAGAUUUACUCUUAACUAUUAGAGAUAAAUCGUCAAAAACUGAAUCAUUACCUGGAGGAAUUACAAAAUACACUGUUAUCGAUGCACCCAAUACUGUAGCACGGGUCUUUGCUGGUAUUUUUUCUGUUGGACUCUCAGAAUUCACUAAAGGCGCUCAAACUGUAGAAGAAUACCACUACUUCUAUGAAGACAUGCAUUUGGGCCAAACAAGAAACGAUGCUGCUGAGGCUGCAAAUAAAGCUGGCUUAGAGCUUUGCAAGGAUGGUAAGUUCGAAAAGGCAGAAAAACUUUUCAAUGCAGCUUAUCACACAUGCGAAAGUGGGUAUAGCAAUGAGCAACGUUUCCUCAAAAGUAAAAAUGCAAUGGAGAUCGCUAUUGAUGGCCAGCAUUUACAAAAUGCAGGAAGCUUUUUAGAAGCACAGAAAAAAUUUCAGGAAGCAUAUGAUUUAUCAAACGUAUAUGAUGUAUUCACCACAUUGAAGAAUUAUGUUAAUGCUGCUGAAAUCGCCGCACAGCAGCAAUUAGCUGCAAAAAAUGAACUAGAGCAUGCUGGCGACAAUAAUCAGAUUAUUGAUGAACAGUCUUCUGAAGCUGAGCAAUCUUCUGAAGCUGAGCAGUCUUCUGAGGUUGAGCAAUCUUCUGAAGAUGAGCAAUCUGCUAAAGCUGAGCAGUCUGCUAAAGCUGAACAGUCUUCUGAAGCUGAGCAAUCUUCUGAAGAUGAGCAAUCUGCUAAAGCUGAGCAGUCUGCUAAAGCUGAACAGUCUUCUGAAGCUGAGCAGUCUUCUGAAGUUGAGGAGUCUUCUGAAUUUGAGCAACUUGACGAGUCUGGGCAGUCUGCUGAAGAUGAGCAGUCGUAUGAAAAUGUAUCAGUUAGCAAUAUCACAACUGUGAAUGAAAUGGAGAUAGGUAGAACUGAAAGGAUUGCUGUAAAUGAGCAAGCAAGCGAAGAGCUCAUUGUUCAAUCAGAACCAGCUUCACAAAAGGCUGAAAACCGCUGGAAGAAGGUAAUUGACAAGCACAUUACUGAGCAACCAACCUCGGUAAUUGUCACUCGUUGGAAAGAGAUAAUUGAAGCGUUAAGAAUAAAUGAACAAGGAUUAAAGCUCUACCGGGAGGGAAAAUUGAAAGAAGCCGCCGCCGAAAUAGAAUCAGCUCUUGAUAUGUAUGAAAACGCAGUUUCGAAAUUUCAUGAAGCGUCUAUGAAACAACCUUUGGAUGUUAUUUUUAAUUCAUUUGUAAUGGUGAUAGCUGCGUUUAUUGAAAACAAAGCAUAUGAUGAAGCACAAAAUACUAUAAAUUAUGCCAAAGGCCAUUUUCCUGAUAAAACAGAUGCAUUAACGGUUGCAGAACGAAUGAUUAGUAAUGAUGAUUGGUCUCCUGAUUAUGCUAAACAAUAUAUGAUUCAAGUGGAUCAAAAAUUAUUAGAGCAAAAUAUUAUGGAAAAUUCAGAUGGAUAUUGA
Messenger RNA from Rotaria socialis, 1470 nucleotides. The record is from the annotation of a GenBank genome assembly. Lineage: Eukaryota; Metazoa; Rotifera; Eurotatoria; Philodinida; Philodinidae.